GAUCACCCCCCUCUCCUUUGGCAACUGAUGUCAACGCAGCUGUUCCCUUGCAGGGCAGCGGGCACAAGAAGGUUCAGAUCCCGUCAGCGUGGCAGGCUUUCUUCAACAACUGUUUACCGCCGUCCAAAUGCUCUGUGGUUAUUAAGGGAGGGGGACCGCGGCGCGCACGACACCGUCCCCCUCCUAGGACGUCUCAUUAGAAACAAUGUUUGGACAAAGUGUUGCAACAGAUGCCACCUAAAGGACGGGAAGCACACCCCGUCAGCCCCCGACGCAUCUGGCACGCAUCUGGCAGACCCUGUGUUAUGGCACACGACGGCCACCGCCGUUUCGCCACGUGUGACACGCCAGACCCAACACAGGAGUCCCCACCUACCGCAGCAGAGACAGGUGGCUUCGGCUGACCCGGUUACCAUGCAAGUCAGGGGGGUGCAAGAUGCUUCGGAGCAACAGUCUGGAGACGACACCCCUGGCUUCGUCAUUUGGAGAGCUGUAAUUCCCGACAGGGAGUUGGAAAGCUGGCCCAACCCUGUGGCGAAUCAGGAUGCGUUAUACCCUCUGGAAAGAAGCACUUCCACAGUGUGAAACCCCCUGUCCUCCAGGAUACCGUGCGCUGCUCUGUGAGGACUCCUGCCCCACGAGGCCCUUCCUGCAGGGAUUACUGAGGGCUCAUCUGCUUGAGCUCUGACCUUCAGUGUGCAGGGCACUGAACUCUGUGGGAGAUGUUCCUCAUCUGCGUCCGUCUCUGACCCCGAUUUCCACAGCAAAGGAAAGGAACAGCAAGACGUCUCAGCAGGCUUAGCAUCUAACUAGCCAGAUGCUCUCUUGAUUACGAUUAGGUUUUACCUACUUGCCUCAGAAUAAGUUACAUGUUGGGGCGCCUGGGUGGCUCAGUUGGUUCAGCAACUGACUCUUGAUUUGGAUCAGGUCACGGUCUCAGGGUCACACGACGGAGCUCCGAGUUGGGAUCCCCACUCAGCCGCAAGUCUGCUUCCCUCCUUCUCACUCUGCCCCCUCUACUCUCUCUCUAAAAUAAAUAAAUCUUUUAAAAAAAUCAGUUACA
Molecule: messenger RNA, 1063 nt
Organism: Mustela erminea (ermine)
Lineage: Eukaryota; Metazoa; Chordata; Mammalia; Carnivora; Mustelidae
Exons: 6
Coding region: 28-585 (185 amino acids)
Source: RefSeq, a predicted model, not a curated record